Laetiporus sulphureus 93-53 is the source of this 597-nucleotide messenger RNA. RefSeq lists its product as uncharacterized. The coding region runs from base 350 to 574 and encodes 74 amino acids. The transcript is spliced from 3 exons. NCBI's taxonomy places the organism in Eukaryota, Fungi, Basidiomycota, Agaricomycetes, Polyporales, Laetiporaceae. The record is from RefSeq and is a predicted model, not a curated record.
GAGACCUACUCACUGCAAUCCGCCAUAUCAACUUGAUCGCUCACCGCGAUGAUCGUCGGAUUCUUGACCAGAACUUGGAUCACCAUUCAACGUAUCGCGCAAUAUCGACCCGGCGUCUAUCAGAAGAACCCUCAGUCUGCUACAGCAUCCGACUCUCUAGAUUCGUUUGUUAGAAGAUCACUAAAGCGGACCAGAGUGGUGGUAGUGGCCGUGUCGAGGUCCUUUCCCGAUCGGCACCCCAGCUCCAUAUGAAAAACACAGCAAUACCUCCGAAGCACAUUCCAGUCCGCAUUAACUUUCGGCAUAGGGUAGGAACGAGUGGCCUAACUCUACGGGUACAUCGAGCAGCAUGCAAAGUGCUUGUCUUCAGGUUGACUUACUGAUGGCACAGUCGCUGGGACCAAUCGCCGGAUUGUCACCUCCCAUCGAGGACCUUCAAGCAAUGAUCGCAGCGAUGUCAUCAGUACCGCUCCCAGAGCCACUCCUGCGCAACAUUCUCGAGGAAGACGAGCAGUGGUCAAGGGCGCCGGGCCUGCACGAGGGAGGAACAACGACUUUCACUAAAGGACGCUGACGUACCCACAAACUUCACAAAGC